Exophiala dermatitidis NIH/UT8656 is the source of this 5420-nucleotide messenger RNA. RefSeq names its product ATP-binding cassette, subfamily B (MDR/TAP), member 1. Gene Ontology annotation, biological process: transmembrane transport. The transcript has 3 exons. Gene Ontology annotation, molecular function: ATP binding; ATP hydrolysis activity; ABC-type transporter activity. NCBI's taxonomy places the organism in Eukaryota, Fungi, Ascomycota, Eurotiomycetes, Chaetothyriales, Herpotrichiellaceae. The record is from RefSeq and is a predicted model, not a curated record. Bases 428 to 4534 code for a protein of 1368 amino acids. Gene Ontology annotation, cellular component: membrane.
GGCGGACUGUAGACUCCUGUUCGCUUCAAGGCUCGGGAAUACACAACCUCCUCGGACCCGAGUAGCGCAACCGGACAAUAAUGAUAACAUCUUUCUCCUUCUUCUAUCCCCCGUUCGUUGUUUUCGUUGUUGCCUGUUACUUGCAUCAUAAUACACUGCUCAUUGACCGGCCACUCGUUGCUUGUCGCUAUCCCUGGCUGCAAGACCGCAAACCAUUGAUAAACAAACCCGAGUCCGACGCAAGGCCCGAACUUUAUCAGUAACCCACCAAACAUAAAUACUCGCGACAUCCAGAGCCUUCACGCGAUCCAAUCCCUGUUGUCCUUCUCUCCUGACCGACAUUCGUUCGAAAAUGACCCGUUGAGUCGGCGUGCAAGCGCACUAUUCUCUAUUCUUACUCACCGCAUAAGAUAACAAACAUCACAUCAUGAACCCAGAAGGACAAGGCGAGCUGCCUGCCGGUGUCUCUGCCGCAGAAGACAAUCUCGAAGAGAAACAAAGAUCAGAGUAUGGAAUUACUACACAGCACGAAAACGAAACCAGUCUACCCUCAGAUCCCGAGAAACGAACCUCCACGUCCCUCCCUACCACCCCUACGUCCAAAGAAGAAGUCCAUCUCUCGUCGGAAGCCUCACGGUCGGAUGACGGGGCCGACCUCGCCAAGUAUGACUCCAAGAUAGUCCAAGUCCGGGAAGUGCCCGAAGGUGACGCCGCGCUGGCUCACCUGCCCGAGCAUGAGCGAGAAAUUCUGAAGAGACAAUUAUACACUCCGGAAGUCCAGGUCAGCUACAAGACUCUCUAUCGGUACGCCACCACAUGGGACCUGGUUUUGAUCGUUAUUGCGGCCAUCUUUGCAAUCGGCGGUGGAGCCGUCCAACCCUUGAUGACCGUCGUUUUCGGCAACUUGAGUGGUUCAUUCCAGGGCUUGUUUCUUGGUACUCUUCAUGAAUCGUUCGACUCCAUCUUGAACCGAUAUGUGCUGUAUUUCGUGUAUCUUGCCGUCGGGGAAUUUUGCCUUGUCUACAUCUCUACGGUCCUGUUCAUCUAUACGGGUGAGCAUAUUACGUCCAAAGUUCGACAACAGUACCUCCGCGCAAUUUUGCGGCAGAAUAUUGGAUACUUUGACAAACUAGGAGCUGGAGAGGUCACGACUCGAAUUACUUCCGACACCAAUCUGGUGCAGGAAGCCAUCAGCGAGAAAGUGGGGUUGACGCUGGCAGGCGUCGCCGCUUUCUUUUCCGCUUUCAUCAUUGGAUUCGUCAAGUUCUGGAAGUUGACUCUGAUCUGCAUGUCCACCGUGGUGGCCAUUGUCGUGAUCAUGGCCGUGGGUGGGCGGAAAAUGGCUGGCUGGAACAAAAAGUCGCUGGCCUCGUAUGCUGUGGGAGGCUCCGUGGCCGAGGAGGUGCUGGCAUCCAUUCGGAACGCGGUUGCUUUCGGGACACAGGACAAGCUGGCGAAACAAUACAAUGUGCACCUUAUUGAGGCUCGGAAAUGGGGGUUUCGAAGCAAAAGCACAUUGGGUCUUAUGUUGGGAAGUCUGUUGUGCAUUCUUUUCCUGAACUAUGGUCUGGCAUUCUGGAUGGGGUCCCGCUUUCUCGUGGGCGGCGAGACCAAUCUUUCUCACAUCCUCACCAUCAUCCUUGCUGUCAUGAUUGGUGCCUUUGCCUUUGGCAAUGUCGGUCCCAACAUGCAGCAUUUUGCGGCGGGUGUUGGCGCUGCGGCAAAGAUCUACGCCACCAUCGACAGGGAGUCUCCCUUAGACCCCUUGUCCGAGGCCGGUGAAAAGUUGGAUCACGUCGAGGGCACUGUCGAGUUGAGGCAUGUCAAGCACAUUUAUCCUUCGCGGCCUGAAGUGGUGGUUAUGGAGGAUGUUAGCCUCGUCAUCCCUGCCGGAAAAACUACUGCCCUUGUGGGCGCAUCUGGGUCUGGAAAGUCGACCAUUGUCGGGUUGGUGGAGCGAUUCUACGACCCGGUGGGUGGCACAGUCUUGCUGGAUGGGCACGACAUCAGCACAUUGAACCUGCAUUGGCUUCGUCAGCAAAUUUCUCUCGUGCAGCAAGAGCCCAUUCUCUUCAGUCAAACCAUCAAAGACAACAUCAGGAAUGGUUUGAUUGGUUCCAAGUACGAGAAUGAACCCGAAGAACAGCAAACCCAACGUAUCAUCGAGGCGGCCAAGAAGGCCAAUGCGCAUGACUUUAUCAUGUCUCUUACAGACGGGUAUGAGACUCAUGUCGGCGAGCGUGGCUUUUUGCUUUCGGGAGGCCAAAAGCAACGUGUUGCGAUCGCCAGAGCCAUUGUCAGCGAUCCAAAGAUCCUGUUGCUGGAUGAAGCAACAUCAGCACUGGACACAAAAUCCGAAGGGGUCGUCCAGCACGCUCUGGAUGAGGCAGCCAAGGGCCGGACCACCAUCGUCAUUGCUCAUCGCCUGUCAACCAUCAGGACCGCCGACAACAUCGUGGUGAUGCAGAACGGUCGGAUCAUCGAGCAAGGUACCCAUGACGAAUUACUCGCACUAGGCAAGGCAUAUUACAGCUUGGUGUCUGCACAGCGAAUCACCAGCGAUGACGACCGCGAUUCGGAAGAGACUGAAGAAAUGAGUGAGGGCGAAGCGGCCUUGAUGCGGAUUCAGUCAUCGAGAUCAGGGGCUUCGGUCAAGGCAGCGCCCGAGGAUAUCAAGCUGGCCCUGGGAAGAACUAAGAGUAACAAAUCCAUUUCAUCCAGAGUCCUGGCCGACAAGAAGUCACAUGGUGAGACGAGGUAUUCUCUCUGGACUCUGAUAAAGUUCAUGGCAGGCUUCAACCGGUCUGAAUGGCACAUUAUGUGCGUGGGCUUUCUUUUCACCUGCAUUGCCGGGGCUGCGCAACCGGUCCAGGCAGUCUUCUUCUCCAAGUGCAUUGUGGCACUAUCCCGACCACUGAGCCAGCGGCACCAAAUCCGCCACGACGUCGACUUCUGGGCUUUGAUGUACCUCAUGCUUGGGUUGGUGGAUCUCUUGGCCAUGGUCACGCAGGGUGUUGCGUUCGCCUAUUGCAGUGAAAGCCUGAUUCAGCGGGCUCGGGAUGGCGCCUUCAGAAGAUUCUUGAGACAAGACAUAGCAUUCUUUGAUGAAGACGAGAACUCAACCGGAGCCCUAACGUCCUUUCUGUCUACCGAGGCCACCCAUUUGGCGUCAAUAUCUGGAGCCACUCUGGGAACUCUGCUGAGUUGUACAACGACGCUGGUGGUGGCAAUCGUGGUAUCUCUUGCCAUCGGCUGGAAACUCGCACUGGUCUGCAUGUGUGCGCUACCAGUCAUUCUGGGCUGUGGAUUCUUCCGGUUUUGGGUGAUUGCCAAGUUUUCUGCCGUUGCUCAGAAAUCCUACGAGAAGUCGGCGGGUUAUGCCUGCGAGCACACCAAUGCGAUUCGGACUGUGGCCUCUUUGACCACCGAAGAGCAGAUCUUUGCCGAGUACCAAAACCAACUGCGGACCCAGCUGCGCGCCUCUUUGAAAUCCAAUAUCCGCAAUUCGUCUCUUUAUGCAGCGUCGCAGUCGUGCAUGUUUCUGGCUUUCGCAUUGGGCUUUUGGUACGGCGGCAAACUUCUGGCGCGCGGGGAGUACUCCAUGUUUCAGUUUUUCAUUGUCUUUUCCGAAAUCAUCUUUGGCGCGCAGUCGGCGGGCACGGUGUUUUCGUUUGCAGGCGACAUGUCGUCGGCCAAGAACGCGGCGGCUGCAUUGAAGAGGUUGUAUGAUCGAAAACCAACCAUUGACCCUUGGUCCGAGGAUGGUGAAGCCGUGCCAGAAGUCCGGGGCGACAUUGAGUUCCGCGACGUUCACUUCCGAUAUCCAACGCGACCUGAUGUGCCGGUGCUCCGUGGCCUGAAUUUGACGGUCAAGGCGGGGCAAUAUAUUGCUCUUGUGGGAGCAUCAGGUUGUGGCAAGUCGACGACGAUUGCGCUGCUGGAGCGGUUUUACGACCCUCUUGCUGGAGGAAUCUUUGUGGACGACAAAGAAAUCUCGACUCUCAAUCUGAACGAGUACAGAUCACAUCUUGCACUCGUGUCGCAAGAGCCAGCACUGUAUCAAGGCACGAUCAAGGACAACGUGUUGCUUGGUCUGGACCGCGGUGGGAUCAGCGACGAACGUGUCGUGCAAGCUUGCAAGGAUGCAAACAUUUACGACUUUAUCAUGUCGCUACCUGAUGGCUUCGCCACCGAUGUCGGUAGCAAAGCAGCCCUACUGUCCGGCGGGCAAAAGCAGCGGAUUGCCAUCGCUCGGGCUCUGCUCCGAAAUCCCAAAAUUCUUCUGUUGGACGAAGCAACUUCGGCUCUUGACUCGGAGUCGGAAAAGGUGGUCCAAGCCGCCCUGGACGACGCGGCUAAAGGCAGAACGACUAUCGCCGUGGCUCAUCGACUGAGCACGAUUCAGAAGGCCGAUGUCAUUUAUGUCUUUGACAAGGGUGUCAUUGCCGAACAGGGUACGCAUCACGAGUUGAUGGCUUUGAAGGGUCGGUAUCGAGAAUUGGUCAGUCUGCAGAGUCUAGAGAAGAGACAUUGAGCAGACAUCUAUUGAUGUCGUGUGUUAUAAUUCGAUCAGCAGCGUGGCGAGGCGAGAUAACGCGUUUGACCAACAGCGGUGUGGUGCUCGUCCGCAUGUGUGGUCUCAUGAGGAAUAAACCGGAUUCAAAGCUGUGCCGGUCCAACCUGACUGUGCUUGCCACAGUCCUUGCAAGACCCCCAUUUCAUGCAUGGCCUUGCAUUCACAAUAUGAGGAAAAUGUGUGCGACCGGGAGGACUCGACCGUAUCGUGUGACAGUGCGAGUUAAUACUGGUGGGAUGGAGAGGGUACAAACACUAUGGCAUAGAUGACGGAGGAGGAGGUCGAUUACGACGACGGGAUCACGAUCACAAUCACAAUCACAAUCACACACAUCAAAAAAGUCUCGUUUCUUCUCGUUCAGAAGGCGCAGAAGGCGGUCGACCGGCUGGAGCCGGUCAGUGGAGAGCGUUUGAUCUUUCUUCACCACCUCAGCUCAACCCCAAUUAAAUCUAAUCGAUGAGAUAACCAUGCGCUUUUUUCUUCUUCAUCAAAGUUGCUUCGUAUGCCAUUCUUUCAGUUUGUCGUACAAUGGAAUGCUGUCGGCACUGCGUCAAUAUACUGUAACUUUGUGUGAUAUUGGUAGCUUGGAAUGCUGAGGUGAUGAUGGCAUGCAGUGGUGUGCCCUUUUGUAGGUAUUACCUAUGGACUGAACCGAUGUUGUUUUGCAUUGCGCUAUUGCAGCUGAGCUUCAUCUUGAUAUAAGGGUGUGGAGUGUCUGCUGGGUAACUUGUUGAUGGUAGUAGUGGUAGUGGUAGUGGUAGUGGUGGUCCUGGUCCAGGUCCUGGUCCUGCCUAGGUGGUCUAAUCUUUGUCACUAUUACUCAACCCUCGUUCCUCCAUGACUU